AUGAAGUCACUGAGCACUUGUGUUUCUAAUCCCAACUGGUUCUGUGUGUGUGUAUGUGUGUGUGUUUUCCUUCCAGAUUUGCCACCUCCAGCCACGAGAGAGCGUCCUCCGGGCUGCAAGACGGUGUUUGUGGGAGGGCUGCCAGAGAACGCCACGGAGCAGCUGAUCGUUGAGGUGUUCGAGCAGUGCGGCGACAUCAUCGCCAUCCGCAAGAGCAAGAAGAACUUCUGCCACAUCCGCUUCGCAGAGGAGCACACAGUGGACAAGGCCCUCUUCCUGUCCGGCUACCGAAUCAGACUAGGCUCCAGCACAGAUAAGAAGGACACGGGGCGACUGCACGUGGACUUUGCGCAGGCGCGUGACGACCUGUACGAGUGGGAGUGCCGGCAGCGCAUGCUGGCCCGCGAGGAGCGCCACCGCCGCCGCAUCGAGGAGGACCGGCUCAGGCCGCCGUCGCCCCCGCCCAUCGUGCACUACUCCGAGCACGAGUGCGGUCAGCUGGGGGAGAAGAUCAAAGACGACUCCAAGUUCCCCGAGGCGGUGCGCGUGCUGCUGACCUGGGUGGAGCGAGGCGAGGUGAACCGGCGCAACGCCAACAACAUCUCUGCUCCCUCCCACUCGCCCCCCCUCUUUCUUUCUCUCUCUUUCUCUCUCUCUCUCUCUCUCUCAUUCUCGGGACGGUUCUUUCUGGCCGUGGUCCCCCCCCCUUACCCCGCCACAGUUGAGCAGAUUGUGUCUGUAUUCCACGCUGCUUCCAAACAAAAGGCAUGGGACCAUUUCUCCAAAGCCCAGCGCAAGAACCUGGACAUGUGGCGCAAGCAAGCAGAGGAGAUCCGGAACAUUCACAAUGAGGAGCUGAUGGGCAUCCGACGUGAGGAGGAGAUGGAGAUGUCGGACGACGACAUGGAAGACGUCCCGGAGAGCAAGGACUCGGAUGACUCAGGUCCGGCUGCGCAGGCGGAGGCGCUGAAGGGGAGGAACGACAGCCUGCGCUGUCAGCUGGACGCGUACAGGAACGAGGUGGAGCUGCUGAAGCAAGAGCAGGGCAAGGCGGCGCCGCAGCGCAGCGAGGAGGACAACACGCGCCAGCAGCAGCUCAGCUUCCUCCAGCAGGCCCUGCAGGGCAUGCAGAAGCAACUUCUGAAGAUUCGUGAGGAGCUGAAACAGAGGGAGGCUGACCUGGAGGAGUUCAGAGGACAAGCAGCAGCUGGAGAGCCAGGUCAGGGCCUGAAGGAUCGUGUGCAGACCCUCCUCUCUACACACAGCUUGGCGCUGGAGACGUCGGAACGAGAUGACCGAGGCAGCGAGGAGAGCACCAAUCAAGCCAGUGAGGCCGCAGCGUCAGCAGUGGUGUCCUGCAGUCAGGAGAAGGAGAGCGUGCCAGAGAAGGGCCCGCCCAGCCCUGUGCGAUCCGAGAGGGAGGCUCUGCUCGUGGGUAUAAUAUCCACCUUCCUGCACGUCCAUCCAUUCGGAGCCAGCAUUGAAUACAUCUGCUCCUAUUUACAGCGCCUGGACACCAAGAUCAGUACGGCUGAGGUGGAGGCUCUGCUGGGGCGCCUGCCCUGCACGUUCAGGCAGGAGCUGACGGGCGUGGGCGCCAGCCUGGAGAAGCGCUGGAAGUUCUGUGGCUUCGAGGGCAUCAAGACGGCGUAGAGCUCUCGCGCUCAACAGGGGUGUCACGACGAGCGUGGGGACUGGGGAGGGCACGGUGUUUUCCCGGCGCCAGGACAACAGUCGCCCCGCCCCGCACCCCACACCCCGCCUCAGCCCCCACUCACCCUCCAACAACCUUCUUUUGGAAUUUCGUUUUGGGAAUCCUUUUGUGAACGUUGAGUUUUGGGUGCUUAGAACUGCCUCUGUUCUGCGUGUGUGUGUGAACAUUUGGGUGUGUAUGUGUGAACGUUGUGUGUGUGUGUGUGUGUAUGUGUGUGUGUCUGUGUGCACGUAGUGUGUUCUUUGUGUGUCACACACGGAGGGUGGAAACCCAACAGCACUGGCAGGCCCCCAGGAGGGAAAAGACUACUGCACAGGGAGAAAUCAGGGUCCGCUGAGAACUGAGCAACUUUCAACCAACUUCCUGUCUCUCUGGCCUUCUCUUGUUUCCUUCCAAAACUUUGUAUAAAACUUAUAAAUAUAUGAAUAUAUUUCUUCAUUUUGCUUUUUCUUUUUUCUUUUUUCUGUAUAGGCUGUUAACGGUGGCAUAGGUUUUGUUUAUAUACUCUGUAAAUGCUUGAAUAACAACUUGAUAUUUUGAAAUAAAAUGGAUGAACAGCU
This is a messenger RNA of Alosa sapidissima (American shad), 2274 nucleotides long. It is a transcript of the gene enox2, whose product is annotated as ecto-NOX disulfide-thiol exchanger 2. Lineage: Eukaryota; Metazoa; Chordata; Actinopteri; Clupeiformes; Clupeidae. Gene Ontology annotation, molecular function: RNA binding; protein-disulfide reductase activity. Gene Ontology annotation, biological process: ultradian rhythm. The record is from RefSeq and is a predicted model, not a curated record. Gene Ontology annotation, cellular component: external side of plasma membrane; plasma membrane.